This is a messenger RNA of Daldinia childiae, 1755 nucleotides long. Its product is annotated as E3 ubiquitin-protein ligase CHIP. The transcript is spliced from 6 exons. Gene Ontology annotation, cellular component: cytoplasm. Bases 1 to 1755 code for a protein of 584 amino acids. Gene Ontology annotation, biological process: proteasome-mediated ubiquitin-dependent protein catabolic process; cellular response to misfolded protein; positive regulation of proteolysis. Gene Ontology annotation, molecular function: ubiquitin protein ligase activity; protein-folding chaperone binding. Lineage: Eukaryota; Fungi; Ascomycota; Sordariomycetes; Xylariales; Hypoxylaceae. The record is from RefSeq and is a predicted model, not a curated record.
AUGGAUUUCUUGCAACCACGCCCUCGAGCCAUCAUCUUCGACCUCGGCGAUGUUCUCUUCACCUGGUCUGCCAACACGACGACGACUAUUCCAGCUCGGAAGUUAAGAGAAAUCCUCUCUACGCCUGUUUGGUGUAGUUAUGAGCGUGGCGAGAUCACUCGUGAUGCCUGUUACAAGCUGAGUGCCCGACAAUUCUCUCUCUCAGAGUCCGAGAUCGCCGAGGCAUUUGCUCAGGCACGCGAGUCUCUACAGCCCGACUAUGCCAUCAUCUCAUUCCUUCACGAGUUGAAAAAAGAUCCUACUAUCCAAGUAUAUGCUAUGUCAAAUAUAGGCAAAGAAGACUUUGAGGAGCUUGCGACAAUAACGGACUGGCAUCUUUUCGAUGGAGUGUUCACCUCGGCUGCGGCAGGCAUGCGAAAGCCGGAGUUGGGAUUUUACCGUCACGUUCUAGACCAUAUUGACUUAGCUGGAAAGCAAGUCAUCUUCAUUGACGAUAAAGAAGAAAAUGUCAAUGCGGCGCGAGCAGUAGACAUCCAGGGUCUUGUUUUCGGGAAUUCGACAAUUCAAAUAUUGCACGAGCUACUGGACAGUUCGGUGGGCAAGGGCUGGCGAUAUUUGUUCCAGAAUGGGAAGCACUGUGACUCUAUUACAGACAGCGGGAUUGUCUUCGCAGAUAAUUUUGCAAAAUUGCUGGUUGCAGAUACGUUGCAAGACCAGACCCUUGUCGAUCUUAGUUGGGGAUCUAAGAAGACCUGGAAUUUCUUCGCCGACAAACCAGCACUCAGAGAUAUUUUCCCUGAUGAUCUUGAUACCACAGCACUCGCACUCACAGUUCUUCGACCGUCGCUGGCCGAAAUCGCCUCGCCUAUUCUAGACAUGAUGGCCGAAUAUGUCAAGGAUGACGGUAAUUUCCAGCGAACACCAGUAGCAAUGGGGAAGGACGUGGAAAAGUCCUUUAAGCUCAAGGAAGAUGGGAACAAACACUUCCAAUCCGGCGAUUUUAUAGGCGCCGAGAGCCUUUACUCUAAAGCCAUCAUCGCCGACGAUACGAACCCCUCAUUGUACACAAAUCGUGCUAUGGCACGGCUUCGACUCGAAUUAUACGAAUCGGCCAUCUCAGACUGCAACGAGUGUCUCAAGCUAAGCGGAGGUAAUCUAAAAGCCUACUUUGUCCUUUCGAAGUGCCAACUCUCUAUACACGACUAUAACGCUGCCCUCGAGAGCGCUCUGCAAGCCCACCGCUUGUGCGUUGAGACGAACGAUAAAUCACUGGGCCCAGUUACCGACCAAGUCCUACGCUGUAAGAAAGAACGCUGGGACGAGAUGGAAAAGCAGAGGGUUCGUGAGGGUCAAGAGCUGGAGAAUGAAGUCAUUGGCCUCUUGGAGCGCGAACGCGAGGACAUGAUCGGCUCGUGCGACAACGACUUCGACAGAGAUCAGGUUACGCAGGAGUGGAAUCACAAGAUCGAAUUGCUACGAUCGACAUUCGAAAAGGCUAGAGUCGCAUCAGAGAAGAAGCGCGAGGUCCCUGACUGGGUAAUUGAUGACAUUAGUUUCGGUAUCAUGAUCGAUCCGGUAAUUACCAAGACUGGCAAGUCAUACGAGAGGGCGUCUAUUAUGGAGCAUCUUCGAAGACAUCCCACCGAUCCUUUGACAAGAGAGCCGCUGCACCCAAGCGACCUACGGCCAAACCUUCAACUGAAGGAAGCCUGCCAAGAAUUUUUAGACCAGAACGGAUGGGCAGUCGAUUGGUAA